Kuraishia capsulata CBS 1993 is the source of this 774-nucleotide messenger RNA. RefSeq lists its product as uncharacterized. NCBI's taxonomy places the organism in Eukaryota, Fungi, Ascomycota, Pichiomycetes, Pichiales, Pichiaceae. The record is from RefSeq and is a predicted model, not a curated record. The transcript has a single exon. The coding region runs from base 1 to 774 and encodes 257 amino acids.
AUGUCUAGACAAAGUGAGCAGAUAGUGUACCGUCAUCCGUCGUCCAUCUUGACGGGAGUGACGGGUGUGGGUGACCAGGAUGGUGAGCUGACCCGCAUAUCACUGAAGUCGAUUAUCGCGACCAAAUACAUCGUCCAGAACGAGUUUCUUCUAGAGCUGAUCAAGGGAUCGGAUAAAGACUUUUCUGGAGCUGCAGAUGCUGCUAAGAAAGUGGCAGAGCUGAAAUCUAAUCUGGCUGCACUGCGGGCAUCUUAUGACUCUACACCUUUCAAUGUUGCAACAGACGAAUCGCUGCAGGAACUGGCUUUACUAGAUCGAUAUCUCUCCAGCUUAGAGAGAGAGUUCUCAAACCCUCAUGGCGAUGACGAGGAAAGUCAAAAACUUGUCAAAAAGAAUGAAAAACUACUUGAAAAGUUCCAGAAGAAACACAAUGUGCUGGUGUACGAAGUGUCAGGUAACCUGGCAGGGCCCGAGAAUUUAAAUGCUGGUCAAGAAUCCGAGGAUGAGGAGGUUCGGGGCUCUGCAAUGGAUGUGGACACCCCUGUGAGCGAGGAGGAUCCGGCUGGUGUUGCUGAGAUCUCGGGGUCAUAUUAUCGUGUGUCUGGACCGCUUAAAUUCAGUGGGGUGCAGUACCAAUCUGUUUCAGCUGCUGAGUUCCGUCGGCGUGCGGAGCAAAUGAAGGCAAACACUUCAGUUAUUUGCACGGAGCAGAAACAAGUGGGCCAAAUUGAGGUGGGGCAGUCACUACAGGAGGUGAUACCGGGUGACAGGUGA